Molecule: messenger RNA, 4316 nt
Organism: Magnolia sinica
Lineage: Eukaryota; Viridiplantae; Streptophyta; Magnoliopsida; Magnoliales; Magnoliaceae
Product: protein TORNADO 1
Exons: 3
Coding region: 144-4307 (1387 amino acids)
Source: RefSeq, a predicted model, not a curated record
UUGUACCUUAAGCUUAAUGUAGUAAGUGUUUUGUAUUGGAUCCAGCCUCUUCUUCUUUCAUGAUUCCUUACUUUCAAAGAAAGCUAUCUAUCUUCCAUUCACUACUAACAGAGUCCUGAAAAGAGGAGAUUGAAAAAAAAUCAAUGGCAUCCAAACAGACUGUCAGAGAUCUCCAUUGGGCAUUGCAAGCAUUGCAGUCAGAAAACACAAACCUCCACAGCAUUUCCUUCCACCAUUUCCAGCCCACAUCAAGCUGCUUUCAAGAAACAGAGAAUUCCCUACACAUAAACAUCUCUACAGACACAACUAGCCUUUCAUGCUUCUCUCCACUCCUGACAGCACUCUCAUCAUCACAAAAAACCCACAAAUCUCUCAAAAUUCUAGAGUUCCAUCGGGUCGAAUGGGACCCGCCGCAGCUGCGAAGCCUCUGCGCUGCACUGAGCAACAACCCCAACAUCAAGCAAGUCAUGUUUCAGAGGAAUGUUUUUGGAGUGGACGGCCUAUCGGAGCUAUCAGAGAUGUUGAAGAGAAAUGCAGGCCUGAAGGAAGUCAUUUUCUCCGAAUCGCGAAUUGGGUCUGUCGGGGCCGGGCUACUUGCGUCGGCAUUGAAGAGAAAUGAGAGCUUGGAGGAGCUGCAGAUAUGGGACGAUGCGAUCGGUUCAAGAGGCGCUGAGGAGCUGUCGAAGAUGAUAGAAGUGAAUUCAACGCUGAGGCUGUUGAUAAUCCUUGAUUCACAUACAAUCACGGCGACACCGCUGAUCUCGGCCGUCCUGGCGAGAAACAGAGCCAUGGAAGUCCAUGUCUGGAGUGGAGAGAACAGGGACAAGAGCUCCAAGGUGGUCGAAUUCGCACCUGAGAAGAACGCUUUGAGAAUUUACAGGCUCGAUACGUCGGGCUCGCAGAGAGUUGCCUGCGCGCUGGGAUGGAAUUCGACAGUGAGGACACUCGACAUGAGCGGGGUCCGCCUGAAAUCGACGUGGGCCAAGGAGUUCAGAACAGUUUUAGAACAGAACGGAAACCUCAAACACGUUAAAUUGUCAAAAACAUGCCUUAAAGAUAAGGGAGUUGUCUAUGUAGCGGCGGGACUCUUCAAGAACGGAGGCCUAGAAAGCUUACAGCUCGAUGGGAACUGGUUCGGCGGAGUAGGAAUCGAGCAUCUAUUGUGCCCACUGAGCCGGUUUUCACAGCUCCAAAACCAAGCAAACUCGACGCUGAAAUCAGUGACAUUUGGAGGGGGGAAGACAAAGAUUGGUAGAGACGGAAUUAUGGCGAUUUUGCAGAUGUUGGGGACUAAUCAGAGCUUACUCCAUUUGGGUAUUUACGACGACGAGAGCUUGAGAUCCGACGACUUCAUCAGGAUUUUCAAGAGCUUGGAGAGGAAUGCUACUCUGAGAUACUUUUCUUUGAAGGGCUGUAAAGGAGUGCAAGGCGAGUUGCUGUUGCAGACGAUAAUGGAUACAUUGCAGGUGAAUCCGUGGAUUGAGGGCAUUGAUCUGAGCAGAACGCCAUUGCAGAAUGCUGGCAAGACUGACAGCAUAUAUCAGAAGCUAGGACAGAAUGGGAAGAUGGAAAUGGAGAUGGAUUUGCUCGAGGACAUGCCACAAACAGUGCCAAAGAGUUGCCGGGUUUUCGUCUGUGGGCAGGAAUUUGCUGGUAAAACCACAAUCUGCAAUUCCAUAUCACAAAACUUCUCAUCUUUCAAGCUUCCCUACAUGGAUCAGAUCAGAACACUGGUAAACCCAGUUGAGCAAGCUGUGAGAACAGAAGGAAUCAAGAUAAAUACCCUCCACGACGACGACACAAAGAUUUCAAUCUGGGAUCUUGCAGGCCAGCACGAGUUCUACGCCUUCCACGACCUGAUGUUUCCAGGACAUGGGAGCCCUUCAUUCUUCUUGAUCAUCUCCAGUUUGUUCCGGAAACCAGACAACCGAGAACAGAAAAGCCCAUCAGAGAUCGAAGAAGACCUCGUGUACUGGCUCAGGUUCAUAGUCUCAAAUUCAAGAAAAGCACAAACACAAUCACAAGCCAUGCUACCGAAUGUUACAGUAGUUCUCACCCACUUCGACAAAAUCAGUCAAUCAUCAGAGAACUUGCAGCUGACAGUUAGUUUGAUCCAACGGCUGAGAGAGAGGUUUGAUGGGUUUGUAGAAUUCUAUCCGACCGUCUUCACCGUCGAUGCAAGAUCAUCCGGGUCAGUGAGCAAACUCACUCAUCACGUCCGAAAGACCAGCAAAACAAUCCUUCAAAGGGUCCCGCGAGUCUAUGAGAUCUGCAAUGAUCUGAUACGAAUCCUAUCAGACUGGCGAUCGGAGAACCAUAACAAGCCUGCUUUGAAAUGGAGGGAGUUUUGUGAAUUGUGCCAGGUGAAAGUACCGGCAUUGAGGAUUCGAUCAAGGCACAAUGAUAUGGAUAAGGUGGCGAUGAGGCGGCGGGCCGUGGCGAAUUCCUUGCAUCACACAGGUGAGGUGAUUUUCUUCGAAGAGCUCGGGUUCCUGAUAUUGGAUUGUGAGUGGUUCUGUGGAGAAGUGCUUGGCAGGCUGACAAAAUUAGAAGUUAGGAAGCAGAGUUCGGCGGAGAAAAACGGAUUUUUGAGUCGGAAAGAGCUGGAGAAGAUUCUUAGAGGUAGCCUACAGAGUCGGGUCCCGGGAAUAGGCUCGAAGGUGUUUGAAAAUCUGGAGGCUGGUGAUCUUGUUAGGAUGAUGCUGAAGCUAGAGCUGUGUUAUGAACAAGACCCAGGUAACCCGGAUUCUCUGCUUUUGAUCCCAGCUAUCCUUGAAGAAGGCAGGGGAAGAUCGCAGAGAUGGCAAUUGAGCGCACCCUACUGUGUUUAUGCUGGUCGGCAUCUCGAAUGCGAUGAUUCAAGCCACAUGUUUCUCACGCCAGGAUUCUUUCCAAGGUUGCAGGUCCACCUCCACAACAAAAUCAUGGGAUCAAACAACCAGCAUGCUGCUACAUACAGCCUAGAGAAAUACCUGAUAUCCAUAACCAUCAAUGGCAUCUAUGUCCGAGUUGAGCUCGGCGGGCAAUUGGGCUACUACAUCGAUGUCCUCGCAUGCUCUACGAAGAACAUGACUGAAACUCUGAGACUCUUCCAGCAGCUCAUAAUCCCAACAAUCCAGGGACUCUGCCAUGGCGUUACCUUGACAGAGAGCGUCCUCAGGUCGGAAUGCAUAAGAAACCUGACCCCACCCAGAUUUCGAAAGACCCAGUUUGUGUCACUGCAACAACUGAAACAGGCGCUACUCACGGUUCCGGCGGACAGCAUGUAUGACUAUCAGCAUACAUGGAGUUCGGUAUCGGAUGGUAACAGGCCCAUCUUACCAUCUGGAUUCGACUUUGCCCGAGACCUGCUUUCGGAUGAGGACUUUCGAGAAGUACUACAUCGACGGUACCAUGACCUUUACCAUCUGGCCGCCGAACUAGCUGUCCCAUUGGAGAACACCCAUGACCCACCUGCUGAAGAUGAGCCCGAUAGCACAGUCGAACCAUCAGUAGCCGGCAUCGCCAAGGGUGUUGAAGCUGUUCUACAGAGGCUGAAGAUCAUACAACAGGAGAUUAAGGACCUGAAGCAGGAGAUCCAGGGGCUGAGAUAUUACGAACACAGGCUCCUGAUCGAGCUUCACCGAAAGGUGAACUACAUGAUGAACUACAGUGUGCAGUUAGAAGAACGGAAAGUACCAAACAUGUUCUAUUUCGUCCAGACGGAAAAUUAUUCAAGAAAGCUAGUGACGAACAUAAUCUCUGGCAUGACGGCGCUCCGGCUACACAUGUUGUGUGAAUUCCGAAGAGAAAUGCAUGUCGUUGAAGAUCAGAUGGGUUGCGAAAUGAUGCAGGUCGACAACACAACUGUGAGGUGUUUAGUCCCAUACAUGAACAAGUUCAUGAAACUGCUAACGUUUGCUCUGAAGAUUGGAGCCCAUUUCGUGGCGGGAAUGGGAGAGAUGAUACCGGAUUUGAGCAGGGAAGUAGCCCAUCUCGUUGAUUCGUCGGUUAUGUAUGGCGGGGCGGCAGCGAUGGGAGCGGGGGCCUUAGGGGUGGCUGCAAUUGGACAAAUGGGGGGGAGCAGAUACAGAAGCCAGAACAGGAUGUUGGGUGGAGAGCGUUCGAGAAAUGUUCAACAGGAUCUGAGAACGGCGCAGCAAUGGCUCGUGGAUUUCUUGAAGGACCGCAGGUGUUCGACGGGGAGAGAAAUUGCAGAGAAGUUCGGGUUGUGGAGGGUGCAAUACAGGGACGAUGGUCAGAUUGCAUGGAUCUGCCGACGGCACAGAGAAAUAAGAGCAAGUGAAAUCAUCGAAGUGCCCGUUUGAAAACAUGUC